CCCUAUCUAUUCCCUCAAACCAUUCAACCUUCCAUCUUCUUCUCCUAGCCUUUUGGUUACUAUAAUUACACGAGACGUUGGUCGUCGUCUCACAACAUAAAGGCAGUGGCGACGAUGGAGUUUUCUUUCUUCACGUUGGCAACUAUGGUUGCUUUACUACUUUCCAUGAGUUUGGUCGUCUCUUCUUCUACUUUUCAUGACCAAAAAACCUAUAAUUCUCACCACCACAAUACCAAAACUCCAAGCACACCAUCUGGAGGUCACCAUUCAACAACACCCUCUGUGAACUGUGAUAAUCCCCCACACGGCGGUGGCGGCGGCGGCGGUGGAGGCCAUCAUCAUGACCCUACUACCCCCUCCUAUUCUCCUCCUUCAGGGCACCAUGGUGGCGGCGGCGGUUAUUAUCACUCACCUCCAACUUAUACUCCCACUCCGACUACCCCAACCACCCCCAUUACAACACCACCGGUUGAUCCAGGGACUCCCACCACCCCCUCCCUCCCUACCCCAUCAACCCCAUAUUCACCUGAUCCAAACACCCCCCCAUUCUACUCACCUCCGUCCGGAACGCCGCCAUACUACACUCCUCCCUCUGGAACGCCUCCAUAUCCAUUUGACCCUAACACGCCUCCAGCUGGAACACCUCCUACUGGAUUUUAUCCAACUUCUCCACCCUUCCCCUGCAUUUUCUGGAAGACGCACCCAAUGCAAAUCUGGGGAUUGGUGGGGUGGAACGGAAACACCAUUCGCAGCAUGUUUGGUAUGAACAACAAUAACAUUCCAGGUUUCAGUGGAAGCGUGAACCUUCUAGAAGCACUGUCCAAUACCCGUACGGACGGGUACGGAGCGCUGUACAGGGAAGGCACGGCGGCUAUGCUCAACUCCAUGAUCACCAAGAACUUCCCUUACACAACUCAGCAAGUGAGGGACAGUUUUGGGCGUGCGGCGCUUAGUUCAAAUCAGGCCGCCGCUGCUCAGGCCCGGCUCUUCAAAUCGGCUAACGAGGGUCACCUAAAGCCUAGAUCUUAAUUAUUGAUUAUUAUGUUUUUCUGAUUUCUUUGAUUUUCAUGUCACUGUCAGUAUCAAGACCGCUACUUUAAGGUUUCCCCAUGGAUUUCCUUAGCUUGUUGGUAUUAUACUAUUAUUAUUGUUGUUGUUGCAUGUGUGCAAUGUAAGUGUCUUUACGACGAUGAAUAUGGAGUGCGUGUUUUUAAUUGGCUUUCAAUGUCACAACAUUAAUUUAAGAAUAUUUGUUUCUUUAUGUC
Ipomoea triloba (trilobed morning glory) is the source of this 1265-nucleotide messenger RNA. Its product is annotated as protodermal factor 1-like. The record is from RefSeq and is a predicted model, not a curated record. The coding region runs from base 115 to 1029 and encodes 304 amino acids. NCBI's taxonomy places the organism in Eukaryota, Viridiplantae, Streptophyta, Magnoliopsida, Solanales, Convolvulaceae. The transcript is spliced from 2 exons.